ACUGCACGUGCGCGCCCAGCUGCCCGCCGGAAGGACCGAGCCUGGCUGUGUUUAUCUCGUUGGGGACUGAGGCGUCGGUUGGCGCGCAACGGGUUCUAGGCUGCAGGCAGCGCGAGGACCCGCGGCCCCGCCCCGGCCCGGCCUGGCAGGUAGCAGAGGCAGCAGGCCGUGCCGGGGGGGCAUGUUGCUGUGACCAGUGACCCAGGGGAUGUUACGGUGGACAGUGCACCUGGAGGGCGGGCCCCGCAGGGUGAACCAUGCUGCAGUGGCUGUCGGGCACCGGGUAUACUCCUUCGGGGGUUACUGCUCUGGCGAAGACUAUGAGACACUGCGUCAGAUAGACGUGCACAUUUUCAAUGCAGUAUCCUUGCGUUGGACAAAGCUGCCCCCAGUGAGGCCCGCCGUCCGUGGGCAGGCUCCCGUGGUACCCUACAUGCGAUAUGGACACUCAACCGUCCUCAUCGACGACACAGUCUUCCUUUGGGGCGGGCGAAAUGACACCGAAGGGGCCUGCAAUGUGCUCUAUGCCUUUGACGUCAAUACUCACAAGUGGUCCACACCCCGAGUGUCGGGAACAGUUCCUGGGGCUCGGGAUGGACAUUCGGCUUGCGUCUUGGGCAAGAUCAUGUACAUAUUUGGGGGCUACGAGCAGCUGGCGGACUGCUUUUCCAAUGACAUUCACAAGCUGGAUACCAGCACCAUGACAUGGACCCUUAUCUGUACGAAGGGCAACCCUGCGCGCUGGAGGGACUUCCACUCAGCCACAAUGCUGGGCAGUCAAAUGUACGUCUUUGGUGGCCGUGCUGACCGCUUUGGGCCAUUCCAUUCCAACAAUGAGAUUUACUGCAACCGCAUCCGCGUCUUCGACACCAGAACCGAGGCCUGGCUGGACUGUCCCCCGACUCCAGUGUUGCCUGAGGGGCGCCGGAGCCACUCGGCCUUUGGGUACAACGGCGAGCUGUACAUCUUUGGUGGCUAUAACGCAAGGCUGAACCGGCACUUCCAUGACCUCUGGAAGUUUAACCCCGUGUCCUUUACUUGGAAGAAGAUUGAACCGAAAGGGAAAGGGCCAUGUCCCCGCCGACGCCAGUGCUGCUGCAUUGUUGGUGACAAGAUUGUCCUCUUUGGGGGUACCAGUCCAUCGCCAGAGGAAGGCCUAGGAGAUGAAUUUGACCUCAUCGAUCAUUCGGACUUACACAUUUUGGACUUUAAUAUGUCUACCUUGUCAUUUGAAGAGCUGUUGGAGUUGCAGAGCCGAGUGGGGACUAAGGCAUACAAGCAACUGGUAGUCGCAAACAGCACGAAGAAGCAAGGUUCCAGACCACGCGUGCAAAAUGCGUGUGUCGCAGAUAAGCACAGGCCUCUGGAAAUGUCGGCCAAGGUUCGAGUGCCAUUUUUACGUCAAGUUGUUCCCGUCAAUAAAAAGGUGGCCCGGGACCCCCGCUUUGAUGAUCUGUCAGGGGAAUACAAUCCUGAGGUGUUUGAUAAAACAUACGAAUUCUUGGAUGGCAUCCGAGCUAAGGAGAAAGAGCUUGUGAGAAAGCAGUUGAAGAAGCACCGUUCUGGGGAGGAGCGGGAGAAGCUGCAGCAGCUGCUUCAGCGGAUGGAGCAGCAAGAAAUGGCCCAGCAGGAACGAAAACGGCAGCAGGAGCUGCGCCUGACCCUGAAGCGCGAGCGGCGGGCUCGGGCCCAGCAGGGCCACCGGCCGUACUUCCUGAAGAAGUCGGAGCAGCGCCAGUUGGCCCUGGCUGAGAAGUUCAAGGAGCUGAAACGCAGCAAGAAGCUGGAAAGCUUCUUGAGUCGCAAGAGGCGCCGAAAUGCAGGCAAGGACAGGAGACAUCUGCCUCUGAGCAAAGAGUAGUCGGGAACUGCCGUCUGCCCUGCUGCUGCCCAGGAGAGAUGGCUCUGUGGGGCAGCGUUGGGCUCGGCCUGUUCUGGUUCCUUCCCGUGGACACGCGAGGAUCACAGCUGCCCUUGAACUCACUUGGCUCAGAGGAGUCUGGAGGGCUCUCGGACCGUCCCAGGGCCGGACAAGGAGAGCAGCUCAGCCUUCUAGACUACACUGCCUCUGCUUGGAUCUGCUCAUCAUCACGGCCCCCUGUCCUUGCCGAUGGUUGCAGUACAAAACCAGAGGGGCUAUGGAAUCCAUUCAGGCCUUCCAGGCCUGAGACUGUGUAGGAGCCGCUUCAUAAACAUUUUUGUUACUCGC
Molecule: messenger RNA, 2209 nt
Organism: Oryctolagus cuniculus (rabbit)
Lineage: Eukaryota; Metazoa; Chordata; Mammalia; Lagomorpha; Leporidae
Source: RefSeq, a predicted model, not a curated record